GCUCUGCGCGCGCGGUCUGUGAGUGAGGAGGGAUCGAAGGGUCCCGCCCGGAAGCUGCCGGAAGCUCUUUGGGUCAGGCUUUCGGGGCGCGGGACCCGGCAGGUUGCGUCCUUGAGCUCUCCGCCUUCCCCAGAGGCCCUCUCGGACGGGAGCUGAGCGUUCCUUGGCGCUGCCCGGCAGACGCGCAGCCGGACCAUGAGCGUGGGCUUCAUUGGCGCCGGCCAGCUGGCCUCCGCUCUGGCGUGGGGCUUCACGGCCGCAGGGAAAGCACGCCGACGACCACCCGUUGAAAGGCCCUGUUUUCUGCAGGCAUCCUGUCCGAUCACAAGAUUAUAGCCAGCUCCUCGGAAAUGGACCUGCCCACGGUGUCCUCGCUCCGGAAGAUGGGUGUGAACCUGACCCGGAGCAACAAGGAGACAGUGAAGCACAGUGACGUCCUCUUCUUGGCUGUGAAGCCGCACAUCAUCCCCUUCAUCCUGGAUGAGAUCGGGGCCGAUGUCCAGGCCAGGCACAUCGUGGUCUCCUGUGCAGCCGGUGUCACCAUCAGCUCUGUGAAGAAGAAGCUGAUGGCAUUCCAGCUGGCCCCCAAGGUGAUUCGCUGCAUGACCAACACACCUGUGGUGGUACGAGAGGGUGCCACGGUGUAUGUCACAGGCACACAUGCCCUGGUGGAAGAUGGGCAGCUUCUGGAGCAGCUCAUGAGCAGUGUGGGCUUCUGCACAGAGGUGGAAGAGGACCUAAUUGAUGCUGUGACGGGGCUCAGCGGUAGCAGGCCUGCCUGUGCAUUCAUGGCCCUCGAUGUGUUGGCUGAUGGUGGGGUGAAGAUGGGCCUGCCACGGCGUUUGGCAGUCCGACUGGGGGCCCAGGCUUUGUUGGGGGCUGCCAAGAUGUUGCUAGACUCAGAGCAGCACCCAGGCCAGCUCAAGGACAAUGUCUGCUCCCCGGGGGGUGCCACCAUCCAUGCCUUGCACUUCCUGGAGAGUGGGGGCUUCCGCUCCUUGCUCAUCAAUGCAGUUGAGGCCUCUUGCGUCCGAACACGAGAGUUACAGUCCAUGACUGACCAAGAAAAGAUCUCCCCAGCUGCGCUCAAGAAGACCCUCCUUGACAGAGUGAAGCUGGAGUCCCCCACGGUGUCCACACUGCCCCAUUCCAGCUCAGGGAGGCUCCUCACAAGAAAUCACGCCCCAGGAGACAAGGACUGAGGCAGCUUCUGCCUGCCUUUUAUGAGUAGGGCCCUCAACUCAUGGGGGCUGGGCAGCUCCGGCAGGCUCAGAUAGUUUCAGGUCCUUGUGCUAAAUCCUCCUUAAGUCCAUCCAGACCCUGCAGCUCUAGACUGCCUCCCCUGCCAUGUUGGGAGAUGCUCUGAAGAGAGAGUUGAUGCUUGGGUCAGAUGCAGUUCAGCAGACCUCCUGCUGCUGGAGGAGAGAGGCAUGGUAAGGUCUGGAGAGGAGGGAGGUCAUGACAGCUUCAACUGGGGUCCUCUAGCUGGAGCCCAAGGCAGGGUCAGUGUAAUGCCAAGCCAGGGGGGUGAGAGGUGCAAACAUGACAAGGACUUUUCUCUUUGGAUUGAUAAAUGGAAAAAAAGUGAGUGACUUAGAAUUGUCACAAUUAAUCAGAAACAGAAAAGUAGACUGUGCUUAUAUUUAACCCCCGCUUCAUAGGUGUACAGUUGAAAAAGUAUUCUGUACUGCUAAGUUGAGCUGCUUUAAUAAAGGUUUGUUUUGUAUUGCCCUA
This is a messenger RNA of Manis pentadactyla (Chinese pangolin), 1734 nucleotides long. It is a transcript of the gene PYCR2, whose product is annotated as pyrroline-5-carboxylate reductase 2. Gene Ontology annotation, biological process: L-proline biosynthetic process. Bases 351 to 1202 code for a protein of 283 amino acids. The transcript is spliced from 7 exons. Gene Ontology annotation, molecular function: pyrroline-5-carboxylate reductase activity. Lineage: Eukaryota; Metazoa; Chordata; Mammalia; Pholidota; Manidae. The record is from RefSeq and is a predicted model, not a curated record.